AUGAAAGCUAAAGUCCCAAAAGACUUCAAAGCUCCUGACAUGACUCCCUAUGAUGGCAUGUCUGACCCAAGCCAUCAUCUCAGCAACUUCAGGAGUCGAAUGUACCUCACGGAUGCCUCUGAUGUAACCCGUUGCAAAGCUUUGCCAACUACCUUGACCAAUACAGCAAUAAAGUGGGUCGACAGCUUGCCACCAAGGUCAAUUGCAAGCUUCGAUGACCUCGCCAAGAAAUUUCUAGCUAGGUUCUUAAUUCAAAAAGAUAAAAUCAAGCAUGCUCCAAACCUACUAGGGAUCAAACAAGGAGAUCGGGAGAGCCUUCGUAGUUAUAUGGAAAGAUUCAAUAAAGCAUGCCUCGACAUACAGAAUCUCUCUACAGAAGCAGCCAUUAUGGGACUAAUCAAUGGCCUGCGGGAAGGACCCUUUAGCCACUCCAUAUCCAAAAAACAUCCCACAUCUCUAAACGAGGUACAAGAAUGGGCAGAAAAGUACAUCAAUAUGGAGGAGAACUCCUAG
Arachis duranensis is the source of this 513-nucleotide messenger RNA. RefSeq lists its product as uncharacterized. The coding region runs from base 1 to 513 and encodes 170 amino acids. The transcript has a single exon. Lineage: Eukaryota; Viridiplantae; Streptophyta; Magnoliopsida; Fabales; Fabaceae. The record is from RefSeq and is a predicted model, not a curated record.